This is a messenger RNA of Cololabis saira (Pacific saury), 1867 nucleotides long. RefSeq names its product hydroxyacyl-CoA dehydrogenase trifunctional multienzyme complex subunit beta (gene hadhb). Bases 90 to 1511 code for a protein of 473 amino acids. Gene Ontology annotation, molecular function: acyltransferase activity, transferring groups other than amino-acyl groups. The record is from RefSeq and is a predicted model, not a curated record. Gene Ontology annotation, biological process: fatty acid beta-oxidation. The transcript has 16 exons. NCBI's taxonomy places the organism in Eukaryota, Metazoa, Chordata, Actinopteri, Beloniformes, Belonidae.
CGGGUCCUUCCCAGCGGUUUCUGUAGUCCUGGCUGAUCGACUGACGGGGAAGCAGUGCUGUCCGAGAUAAAACACAGAAACAGAACAGAAUGGCGUCCAUGUUACUGAACACAAUGCGGACUUGCACUGCCAGUCCUGCCUGGGCGGCACGGUUCGGCGCACGCUCUGUCAGCACAACGGUACAGCUACAGGCUCAAGCUCAGACAAAAAGCAAGAAGACGCUGGCUCGCCCUGGUGUGAAGAACAUCGUUCUGGUAGAAGGAGUCAGAACCCCUUUCCUGUUGUCUGGAACCACGUAUGCUGACCUAAUGCCCCAUGACCUGGCCAGAGCAGCUCUGCAGGGUCUGUUGAACAGGACGGGACUCCCCAAAGACGCUGUAGACUACAUAAUUUAUGGGACAGUCAUUCAAGAAGUCAAAACCAGCAAUGUGGCACGAGAGGCAGCAUUGGGGGCAGGAUUCUCUGAUAAGAUCCCAGCUCACACCGUCACUAUGGCCUGCAUUUCCUCCAACCAGGCAAUGACCUCAGGCGCUGGGCUCAUCGCUGCAGGCCAGUGUGAUGCCAUUGUGGCUGGUGGAGUUGAGUUCAUGUCCGACGUUCCGAUCCGGCACAGCAGGAAAAUGAGGAAAACCAUGCUGUCCCUCAACAGGGCGAAAUCUCUCGGGCAGAGGCUCAGUCUGAUUGGCAGCAUCCGACUAGCGCACCUCUCCCCAGAGCUUCCUGCUGUGGCCGAGUUCUCCACCGCAGAAACGAUGGGCCACAGCGCCGAUCGUCUUGCUGCUGCAUUUGGGGUCACCAGAGUGGAGCAGGAUGAGUUUGCACUACGAUCACACACUCUGGCCAAAAAAGCUCAGGAUGCUGGGCUGCUGGAGGAUAUCAUUUCAUUUAAAGUGCCAGGUCGCGAUAUUGUAUCAAAAGACAACGGCAUACGCCCAUCAUCCAUGGAGCAGUUGGGCAAACUAAAGCCUGCCUUCAUUAAACCUCACGGCACAGUCACAGCUGCCAACUCCUCUUUCCUGACUGACGGUGCCUCUGCUGUGCUCAUCAUGUCUGAGGAGAAGGCUUUGGCCAUGGGGUUCAAGCCUAAAGCAUACCUCAGAGACUUUGUGUACGUCUCUCAGGACCCCAAAGACCAGUUGCUUUUGGGGCCAACAUACGCUACACCUAAAGUCCUGGAACGUGCCGGCUUGUCCAUGAGUGAUAUUGACGUCUUUGAGUUUCACGAGGCAUUCGCAGGUCAGAUAAUGGCGAAUCUGAAGGCGAUGGACUCUGACUGGUUUGCUCAGACGUACAUGGACAGAAAAUCAAAGGUGGGGACUCCUCCUAUGGAGAAGUUCAACCUGUGGGGGGGUUCUCUGUCUUUGGGCCACCCGUUCGGUGCCACCGGCUGCAGGUUGAUAAUGACAGCAGCGCAUCGGCUGAAGAAGGAAGGAGGACAGUACGGCCUGGUGGCCGCCUGUGCUGCUGGAGGACAGGGUCAUGCCAUGGUGGUAGAGGCUUACCCUCAGUAACGUGCUCUUUAAUGAGAUCGUCGUCCUCACCGUGACGACUACCAACGCACUUAAUAACAUAUGGACAAUGGAGUGUACAUACUAGCACCACUUUGCCUUGAUCAAAAAGAGGAUGGAUACAGUGCACGAAUGUGUUUUGUAAAUUAAACAUUGCUUUGAGGCUGUGGAAUUAUAGCAGAAUAUUGCCAAACAAUGUUUGCCUUUUGUUUUAAGGACUUUGUGACAGCUUGUCUCUGAGUCUAAUGUAACAUAGCAAAGUUUAAGCGCUCCCAGGAGCUGGUACAGUCCUAAUGUUUAUACAAGCUGUAAUAUUUUUUUCAUACAAACCAUUGGGAUUAAAUGGUGUGAUAAUUCCA